Molecule: messenger RNA, 2826 nt
Organism: Neospora caninum
Lineage: Eukaryota; Apicomplexa; Conoidasida; Eucoccidiorida; Sarcocystidae
Exons: 8
Coding region: 1-2826 (941 amino acids)
Source: RefSeq, a predicted model, not a curated record
AUGGAGGCGCCUUCGGCGACCCAAGAACGGGGCGACGCUCCUGCGGGCGAUGCGCCUGAUGCGCAGCGCCUGCAGAGACUGGGAUCCCGAGAAGUCUCGGCGACCGAAGCAAAGUCGGCGUCUUCUUUCGCUUCCGGAGGUUUUGCAGCGCAUGCGAAGAAACUCAAAAAACUGACCGUGGCGCUGAUGCAAGGCAGACGCCUCUCGAGUGCCCCGGCGCAGUCGGGCCGCCUUUCGCUGUCUCGGCAGUCGUCGCGCGGGCAAAGAAGUCAGCGCGAAGAAAGGGGAACCUCGGAGGCGCCGAGUGGAGAGCCUGCCUACCCGCGCAUUUUGAGGGAGGGCGAGCGGCGAGAACUGCAGAGUUCCAGGCGGAGACAGGAGCACCACCACACGGCCCCGUUCUUCACAGACCGUCUUGUCGGGGAAGAGGCAAUGAAACUCAACAGCUUCGACCUCGCCGCCUUGCGUCACGGCAGCAGCGACAACUACUGGUGGUCGGGGUCCUCGAAGGCUCUCGAGCUCCCCAGCAACGUCGACGAGGAUGGCCCUCAGCUGGUUGACCGCCACUCCCUGGGUACCUCGGCUUUCGGCAGUCCAGACGAAGACUGGGCACACUUCUCGAGACGGAAAGGAGGGUGUCCGCGCGUCCUGUUCUUCCAAGAAAUAUUCCGAAUGUUCAACCCCUACUUCCCUCAACCCAUCGGUGCUCGUGGAGAGAGUGAAGACGAGAGGGGAGACCAAGACCGGGCUGGCACGAGCGAUGCCUCGGCCUGCGUCGAGUGCGAGGCAGAAAAGGAAGAAGAGACACAUCGGGCGGACUCCAAAGACACCUGGACGCCGACCCAGACACAGCGAAACACGGAGGCUGUGGAGGACGCGCGAGACGCAACAGAUGAGGAACAAGGGAGAGAGCGAGAAGAAGGCGAAAGAGAGGAAGCAGGAAGAGAAGGAGGAAGAGAAGGAGAGAGCCGUGAUUCAGGGAGCCUGUUCCUUUCAGAAGAAUGUCUCAAGUCACGAUCUGAUUCCCAAGAGGACGCGGAGGGUAGUGAACAGAGUUCGCUUGCUUUCUCGACAAAGGACGAGGGGAGCGACCGCGCUUUUUCUUUUGACCCACGUGUGUCGGAACCGGAUGACAAAACAACUGUGGCUAUUUCCCCACCGUCCCAACAGGGUCCAAAAGGAGACAGAGAGACAGAAGGCCCAGGAGGCGUGGCGAGGCGAGGAGAGGACGAGAGAGACAACGAAGCACGCAGUCGAGCAAGAGAAAGCAGUCAGCUAAACGCUGAGGUCUCCAAUACCUCUUCCUCGCAAACAGACGAGUCUCUACCUUCGGUGCGGCCAGCGAGCGAAGAGCAGGAAGUGAGAGAAGAAGAGAGAGAAGAAGAGCGAGAAGAAGAGAGAGAAGAAGAGCGAGAAGAAGAGAGAGAAGAAGAGAGAGAAGAAGAGCGAGAAGAAGAGAGAGAAGAAGAGCGAGAAGAAGAGAGAGAAGAAGAGCGAGAAGAAGAGAGAGAAGAAGGGAGAGAAGAAGAGCGAGAAGGGAGAGGAAGGGAAAACUCAAUCGUGGCCGGGGCGGGCCGAGGUCAGCAGGGCGAUGAGGAGAGGACACCAGAAGCGAAGAGAAGAGAGGAGAUCGAAAGCUUUGGUGUCGAAGGAGCGCAGAACGAGACAGACCGAGGAAAGGUUGGACUGCCAGAGUCGACUGCGACGACGUUCGAACUCAGCCGUCGGUGGAGCUCGAGGCAGAAUUCUGAAGAGGAGAGACAGAGGGACAUUCGCGGAAGCUGUUCGUCCUUGCCGCCGCCUGACGCCGAGCCUGCGUGGAGCGACCGAGGCGAGGGCAGCGGCAGGCAACGAAGAGGCGUCGUUUUGGGCCAGGCGGAAUUUCCAGAGUGGCUGAUGCAAAUCGACGGAGAAGAAGAAUCUGACUCCGGCGCCAAUCACAAUCCUUAUAAGCACGUCCGCCUGCGCAAAGUCGCCCUCCAGCAGUGGGGACGCCAGCGCCAAGGGACCAAGAGCGGCGAGAGCGUUUCUGGCGUGGAAAGUGCGCGGUCACUCUCGCCCUCCGUGACUUCGUCUGGAAGCCUCCAAGAAGCUUGUUCGCGCUCGGAACGACGCAGUGCCGAGGCCGGGCGACCGUCCAUGCACCGAAUGGGCAGCGACAGCACGGACAAGUCUGGAGAUUCUUCGCUCGCGCAUGCAGAACGAGAGAAAGGCGAGAAGGAAGAGCGAGGCGAGAAGGGAGAGCGAGGAGAGAGAGGAGAGCGAGGAGAGAGAGGAGAGCGAGGAGAGAAGGGAGAGCGAGGAGAGAAGGGAGAGCGAGGAGAGAAGGGAGAGCGAGGAGAGAGAGGAGAGCGAGGAGAGAGAGGAGAGCGAGGAGAGAAGGGAGAGCGAGGAGAGAAGGGAGAGCGAGGAGAGAAGGGAGAGCGAGGAGAGAAGGGAGAGCGAGGAGAGAAGGGAGAGCGAGGAGAGAGAGGAGAGCGAGAGGCGAGGGAGGCGAUUGCAGGGGGUGCUCGCGAGGAGGGAAGGAAACCGGGGAUGUCGGCGGCUGAGUGGUUUCGCCUGGAACAGGAGAGACGGCUCCUGGAGCGCCAGCAGAGGUUGGAACUCGACGAGGUGUUGAAGAUCUUUGAGGAACGAAAGCGGAUGAAACAAGCUGAAGAACGCGAGCGCGAAGACCAGCGAGAAGACGAGCGCCUUCGACAGCCAGAGGCCGCCGAUGAGAGCCGGCAGCUCUCUGUCUCGGCCCUGCGAGCGCGAUUUGAGAGAAAUCAAAACGCGUGGUUCACAGAGCAGCUCGGCGCGUACCGGAAGCACGACGCGCAAUAA